AUGCAGAAUCUCGACCUGACCGCUUCGAAAUGGGCGAGUCCCGAUGUCCGUCGCGAGAGGGCAUCGCAGACGCAGGCCUGGACUCGAAGAACGCCCUCACCUCGUAAGGUGCCGUGGCAGCAGCAGCCACAACAGCCACAACAAGAACAACAACAGCAACAACUACCUUUGCCGACGGCCACACCAUUGUCGGAACCCGCCAGCUCGGCGCAGCAGCGACGCUAUCUCACCCGCCAGGCCGAGCUGCAGCGGUUUCGCCGCCUGUUCCGGCGCCUGGCGUGGAAAGCCAACAGUUUGACGCACUGGUCGCACCGCGCGCUCAGUCUGGCCCAGGAGCACCAGAGCCAACGGCAGCAGCAGCAGCAGCAGCAGCAGCACACGAACGGCAGUCUUGGAGACGAAGAAUGGGUUGCGUCAGGGCCUCAGGCGACGCUAGGCCCGUACGACCUGAUCAUUGACCCCGUAGACGCGGAGCGGCAGUUCAAGAUCGACUUUUACGAGUUCUACACCCUGCUGGAGCGGGGGCUUGUCUGUCUCCUGGGCGUGUGGGGGAUUGUGAUUACUGCUUCCGCGACAGCAGGAGUUCGAACGGCGGACAAUGAUGGUAAUGAUGAUGAUGACAAGACGGGUAUGGCAUCCAAGCCACACGUCGCCCACGGCAGAACCCCCCCUCUCUCGAAGCCCAUCAUCGGCGACUCGCUGUCCUUCCAGGGCGCGGCGCACCGCUUCCACGCCAACGUGCUGGCGGCGCUCGACCACGCGGCGAACCCGCUGCACGGGGUGCUGGGCACGGGUCCCGCGCGCGCGUACAUCGGCGUGGCCAAGGAGUUCCGCAACAAGUGGAAGGACGUCGAGUCGCGGCCGGCGGACUCGUUCCGGGGCGCCGCGCGGGUCGAGGAGGAAUGGGACCCAGCCAAGGUCCGGCGGUACGAGGAGGUGCUGCGCGACUUGAAGCUCGAGGCGCUGCUGGGCACCGUGCUCCGCGCGCUCGAGGAGGCCGGGCGCAUGGCGGAGCGGGAGAUUGCGCGGUUGGAAGCGUCUUUGGGGGCAGGAGGGCGAGGAGCUGAAGCCGGAGCCGGAGACCGGGGCGAGAGGAUGGCGCCUCACCGUCGCGACGUCGAUUGGGACAUGCAGGACGCGCCGUUCGAGGUGUUGGACAGGCCGAACGACGCGGACUACGAGAUGGAAUUUUGA
Molecule: messenger RNA, 1194 nt
Organism: Fonsecaea erecta
Lineage: Eukaryota; Fungi; Ascomycota; Eurotiomycetes; Chaetothyriales; Herpotrichiellaceae
Exons: 1
Coding region: 1-1194 (397 amino acids)
Source: RefSeq, a predicted model, not a curated record